Molecule: messenger RNA, 1534 nt
Organism: Pangasianodon hypophthalmus (striped catfish)
Lineage: Eukaryota; Metazoa; Chordata; Actinopteri; Siluriformes; Pangasiidae
Gene: ctsk
Product: cathepsin K
Exons: 8
Coding region: 173-1168 (331 amino acids)
Biological process (GO): immune response
Cellular component (GO): lysosome
Molecular function (GO): cysteine-type endopeptidase activity
Source: RefSeq, a predicted model, not a curated record
AAAACUGCCUUGAAAUCUUCCCUCCUCCAUUUUUUUCUUUUUGUAAAAAGGAGCACUUCCUCAAAAGUUAGUACAUAAAGCAGUUGUCUGCUAACAGUUUCAGACCGGGUUCGAAACCUUCCAUGCUACAGAAGCGACUUUGAGACUUUUUCCGAGCUCACUUUAAGUCACUAUGUUUGAGUAUGGGUUGGUGUUAUUCCUGCUGCUGGGCUCUGUCCUAAGCCAGCAUCAGGAUUCCUUAUCCCUGGACUCAUCAUGGGAAAGCUGGAAAACUACUCACAGGAAGGAAUACAAUGGCCUGGGUGAGGAGGCUAUUCGGAGGACUAUCUGGGAGAAGAACAUGAGGUUGAUUGAGAGCCAUAAUCAAGAGUAUGAGCUGGGCCUACACUCCUAUGAGCUAGGCAUGAACCACCUUGGAGACAUGACAACAGAGGAAGUAGCUGAGAAAUUGCUGGGUCUCCAGGUUCCUAAUGACAGUGAUCCCAUGAAUACUUAUUCUCCUGACUCACUGGAUAAACUGCCCAAAUCCAUUGAUUACCGCAAACUUGGUUAUGUUACCCCUGUCAGGAACCAGGGCUCAUGUGGCUCCUGUUGGGCCUUCAGUUCAGUUGGUGCUUUAGAGGGCCAGCUAAUGAAGACCACAGGCAAACUGAUAAACCUCAGUCCUCAGAACCUGGUGGACUGUGUGACUGAGAAUGAUGGCUGUGGUGGUGGAUACAUGACCAAUGCUUUUAACUAUGUUAAAGUCAACGAAGGUAUUGAUUCUGAGGAGGCUUAUCCCUACGUGGGACAGGACCAGCAGUGUGCAUAUAAUAAAUCUGGGAAGGCGGCAGAGUGCCGAGGUUAUAAGGAAGUGAAGAAAGGCAGCGAGUAUGCACUGGCGUCUGCUGUUGCUAAAGUUGGCCCAGUUUCUGUAGGCAUUGAUGCAAUGCAAUCAACUUUCCAGUUUUACAAGAGAGGUGUGUAUUAUGACCCCAACUGUGACAAGGAAAACAUCAACCAUGCCGUGCUGGCAGUGGGCUAUGGUGCCUCACCUAAGGGCAAAAAAUACUGGAUUGUCAAAAACAGUUGGGGUGAGGAGUGGGGAAUGAAAGGUUAUGUCCUGAUGGCCCGUAACCGCAAUAAUGCCUGUGGAAUUGCCAACCUUGCUAGUUUCCCUGUCAUGUAAAACUGUUUAGGCAUGUUUAACUAACCACAACAAGCAACCACUGACACUAAGCAAACACAUGAGGGGAUGAGCCAUACUUCUUAACUCAUUAGACCCCUUGCUGCUUUUCAGUACAUAGGAAAACACAGUUGAAAUAGUAUUUUUUAAAUUCCAUGAUUCAUCAUUAAAAUAUAAAUUCUGUAUACCUAGACAUGGAAUGUUCCUGUGAACAGUUUAAUUGUAUGUGCUUUAUGCAAUAUGUAGCCAGGUAAACAUAUCAGUGAAUAUACAAAUUCCUCUGGUAAGGAUUUGAUGUGGAAUAUUUUGUCUUGUAAGGCAUAAUAUAGGGAAUUUUUGACAAAAUGAAAUAAAGUUUGAGAAAACAUG